CAACAACACAACUUCCAGAAAGAAAAAGAAAAAGGCUUCUAAAUAAUGGAAAAAGUAGCACAAUACGAGCGCGUUUUCAAGCAAUUUGAUGGCAACGGAGACAAUAAGAUAUCACCUAUGGAGCUGCAACAAUGUGUCGGAGCGAUAGGCGGCGAGCUCUCGCUGACAGAGGCGGAGGUGGCGGUGGAGUACCUAGACUCAGACGGCGACGGGCUGCUGGGGUUGGAUGAUUUUGUCAAGUUUGUCGACGGAGGAUGCGACGAAGAGAAGGUGUGUGUUUUGAGGGAGGCUUUUAAGAUGUAUGUGAUGGACGGGAGUGGGUGCAUUACGCCCAAGAGUCUUAAGAGGAUGCUGAGUCGACUCGGCGAGUCCAAGAGCGUCGACGAGUGCAAGAACAUGAUUGCGAGGUUUGAUCUCAACGGUGAUGGGGUGCUCAAUUUUGAUGAGUUUAAGGUUAUGAUGUUUUGAAUGAUGGUGUAUGAAGUGUGAUUUUGGUUUGUUUUUGCUACUUUUGUAAAUUGUUCAUUCAUUGU
Malus domestica (apple) is the source of this 533-nucleotide messenger RNA. RefSeq names its product putative calcium-binding protein CML19. Lineage: Eukaryota; Viridiplantae; Streptophyta; Magnoliopsida; Rosales; Rosaceae. The record is from RefSeq and is a predicted model, not a curated record. Gene Ontology annotation, molecular function: calcium ion binding.